AUCAGCCCAGUGUUUGAAAAAUGCAAUUCUUAUCUCUAUGGGGUGCUUAACAAAUUGGCACCCGUUUCCUUCUAUAAAUCAGUGCAGCUUGCUCCAAUGUUAUUGUUCCCUCCCACCAGCAAUGAUAUGAUAAUUCUCCAGCUGUGGGAUGUACUAAGCAAAGUCCAGUGUAGAUAAGAAUUUCUGGGCUCCUCUAGCAGUGUGUGCAGCUUUGCUUGCUUUCUCUUCUAUGGAUCUCAACGUUGGUACUGAAAUCAUCCCGUGCCCCACAUUAUUACCAGAUGUCACUGCUGUGAUGGAAUUGUCGGAAGAUUUACCAAAUGGCAAGUUCCCAUACAGAAAGUCGAUUGGACUUUGGGGCACAGAUGAGGACAUGACUCCAUUGUUGCCCAUUUUGAUAUCCGCAAGAGUCCAGAAAAGAGAGACCCAGGCUGGUACUUGGCUCUGAUGGCUCCUAAUGAAAAAGGCUCUGACUAUGCCUGGCUCGAUCCUUCCAGGCUGUAUUGCAAUCAACAGGCCCUGCAGGACUGCAUUGAAGAUCUGCUGCUACCCUUUACUGAUGAUCACAUUGACCUUGUUGCUGGAAUAGAUGCCAUGGGUUUUAUACUUGGCGCUGCAAUAGCUGCCCAUCUGGGAAAAGGAUUUUUGGCCAUUAGGAAAGCAGGUCAUCUGUGUGUGAAGACACGUAGUACGAACUAUGCCGACUACUCCGGAAAAGAAAAGGUUAUGGAGGUCCGAACUGAUGUCAUUAAAACAGGUUUGCGGAUAUUGCUGGUGGAUCAGUGGAUUGAAACUGGUGGAACAAUGAAGGCCGCUAUUAAACUGGUGGAAGAACAAGGUGGGAUCGUUGCAGGUGUGGCUACAAUCUGCAUUGAGGACAGUGAGGGCGGUAAGUGGGUGAAAAAACAUUACAAAUGCUCAGACUGUGUUCCGGAAUAUCUGAGAAGCCACUUCAACAACCAUGUUCUGGAGAAUGUCCAGCUCUAUUACAAUCAGCAGAAUAGUUGUGAAUGAACUGUGUUCUGUGUCAACAGCAUGUAAUGCAAAAGCUUCUGGUGCAAUUCCUGCCUAGGUACUGCUUCAAAGAAAGCCUUCAAGCAACAUAGUAGUACAAUGAAUUUGGUCAGAAUUUAGCAAUGAAAUUUAUUUUGCCCUUUUUUCAAUCACCAAGAUUUUCCUGAAUUGUAGGUAGGGUUAAAUAAGGAAUGGAGGACAAAAUUCUCUAGCUGUAUAAUAUAUAAAUACACAUAAAGUAUAAUUCUCCACUGUUUUUUUUUUAUAAUUAUAAAGUACUUUCUACAGCUUUUGAAAUAAAGUUUUUAAAGGGGAAGUUCACAUUAUAAAUAACUUUUAGUUUGAUGUAGACAGCUAUAUUCUAAUGCAAUAUAUAUUUUUUUAUAUUUUGUGGUCUUUGAAACAUGUAUAUUUUUAGUCUGCAACUCUCCGCCUUGGAAUUGUUAUUGCUUUGAGUUGGAGUGAGAGAGCAAGAAAGCAAAGAUAAACAAUAUAAAUUAGAAUUAUCAAGGUCUAGAAUAUGUCUAUCUAUACCAUACUAAAAGUUAAUUGGAAAAGUGGCUGCAGAGAUAAAUUAAGGGGUGAAGCAGAUGCAAAAUGUAUUAGGAUAUGGCCCAGGGUUGACAGAGAUGCUUAGGGCAUAGGCUGAGAAAGAUUUAGUGGGCAAAUAUGGUAGAGGCAGAGAAGGGUUUAAUAGCAUAAACAGACUACACAGAGAUUUAUAGGGACAAAAAGAGUAGAGACAGAACAGGUAGUUAAAACAGAUGGUAAGAAGCACAGACAACUGGGUGUUUAGAGAAGAAGCAGAGCAGGAGUUGAUAUGGGGCAGAAGGGGUAGACCAGGUGUUAACUGAAAGACUGACAACUAAAGCAAGGAUUUAUUUGGACAUGGGCAGGGGAAGGGAUUAACAUGAAGUGGGAUAAAGUAGUGGGGUUAAGAAGGGAGAAGCAAUGAAAAAUUGAAUAAAAGUUAUGGAGACAGGAGAGAGGUUUAGUAAACAGAACAGAGGAGCUGCUGGGGCUAGUGGGCUAGUGGGGCACAAGUAGCAGUUACUCAGCAUCUUUGUGAGUCCCACUCUGUGCCCCUCUGUGCCCCCAUGGCAGCUGGUAUCUACACACAAAGCAGAGUUUUUCUUUCUUUUACAUAAAUAUCUACAUUUGAUUGGUCUUCUUUUAAAUAAUGCAAUGCAUAAAAUGUGAUUUUUAGAUAUGAAAUGCUUGUGAAUAAUGCUUCUUAUUGUACUUUAAAAUGCCUGUGAUUUUAAGUCCCCUUAUCUAUUGAUCUGGGGCGAGCUGAAAUUGUAAAAAUAAACUUUUUAUCAAAUUUCA
Molecule: messenger RNA, 2343 nt
Organism: Xenopus tropicalis (tropical clawed frog)
Lineage: Eukaryota; Metazoa; Chordata; Amphibia; Anura; Pipidae
Gene: aprtl
Product: adenine phosphoribosyltransferase like
Exons: 6
Coding region: 448-1014 (188 amino acids)
Cellular component (GO): cytoplasm
Molecular function (GO): adenine phosphoribosyltransferase activity
Source: RefSeq, a predicted model, not a curated record